CUCCUAGUGACGCACUUCCGCCCCAGGCUGUGAUCAGCGCGCCGCUCACUUCCUUUCUCUCUUUUCCUCGCUGCCGCCAUCAUGGGUCGCAUGCACGCUCCCGGAAAGGGCCUGUCCCAGUCUGCUCUCCCGUACAGACGCAGCGUCCCAACCUGGCUGAAACUGACAUCUGAUGAUGUGAAGGAGCAGAUUUUCAAACUGGCCAAGAAAGGUCUGACCCCGUCCCAGAUCGGUGUCAUCCUCAGGGACUCCCACGGUGUUGCCCAGGUUCGCUUCGUGACCGGCAACAAGAUCCUGCGUAUCCUGAAGUCCAAGGGGCUCGCCCCGGACCUCCCCGAGGAUCUCUACCACCUGAUCAAGAAAGCCGUGGCUGUCCGCAAGCAUCUUGAAAGGAACAGGAAGGAUAAGGAUGCCAAGUUCCGCUUGAUUCUGAUUGAAAGCAGAAUCCACCGGCUGGCUCGUUACUACAAGACCAGGAGAGUGCUUCCACCCAACUGGAAAUACGAAUCGUCCACAGCUUCAGCCCUCGUCGCAUAAACUUUUUUCUCGAAAGAAUAAACUUUCAGUUAAAUCUC
This is a messenger RNA of Spea bombifrons (plains spadefoot toad), 575 nucleotides long. RefSeq names its product ribosomal protein S13 (gene RPS13). Gene Ontology annotation, biological process: translation. Gene Ontology annotation, molecular function: small ribosomal subunit rRNA binding; structural constituent of ribosome. Gene Ontology annotation, cellular component: nucleolus; ribosome; cytosolic small ribosomal subunit. The transcript is spliced from 6 exons. The record is from RefSeq and is a predicted model, not a curated record. Lineage: Eukaryota; Metazoa; Chordata; Amphibia; Anura; Pelobatidae. Bases 82 to 537 code for a protein of 151 amino acids.